AUUUUCUUUUUGGCUUUUCUUCUUCUUCAUUUUUCAUUUUUCCAAUUUUGUUUCCCUCUUUAUUCUCUCAAUUUCUCCGUCCUCCAAUAUCAUUCUCCAAAGAUUAGCUAGCGAAGAAGGAUUUUUGAAAGAUUAGCUUUUACUUCCCUCUUUAACAACGACGCGCCGGAUAUUAACUACCCUCGGUCUGAUUUGAGCUGGUUUUUGCUCUCUCGCACUACACAUAUAGCUGAGUUUUGAGCUUCGGUUUAGCUUGCUAACUACAUCUACUUGGGGAUCACUUUGGCUGCUAGAGAUCAUUGUAUUUCAUAAACCACGGACACUUCCUAGGUUGUCUCAAUCAACAAAUUCAUCUUAACAGAAGUGCUGUAAGCCUUAUCUGAGUUUCUCACACGCACCACCCUAUGAUGGCUCAACCUCACGUCCUCCUUGUAACGUUCCCUGGCCAUGGUCAUAACCCUUCCCUCCAAUUCUCCAAGCACCUAAUACUCCCAGACCUUCGUUUCAUCUUUGCAAAUACCGUCUCCAAACCAAUGUCCCCUCUUGAGGGUUUAACAUACGUUGCUGCCUACUCCGACGGUUAUGACGGCGGGUUGGAACCCAAUGAUGAUGUUGACCGUUACAUAUUAGAAUUCAGGCGUAAGGGUCCCGAGAAUUUGAGCGAAUUCAUUGGUGCUAGCAUUGAGCAAGGCACAGGGUUCACUUGUAUUGUGUAUGGAAUCAUGGUGCCUUGGGGUGGUAUUGGUGGCGUGGGAAUUUCACAUCCCCUCAACGUUAUUUUGGAAUCACCCGCCAGCGUUUUUGGCACCUAUUAUCAUUACGUUAAAGAUUAUGGUCAUAUCAUAGGAAAAAGGUUAAAAGACCAUUCGUCUAUCGUCGAAUUGCCAGGAUUGCCACCUCUUGCUAGCCGUGACAUGCUCUCGUUUUUCCUUCCUUCAAAUGAGUACGAUUGUGCUUUACCAUCAUUGAAGCACCAUGUAGAGAUCCUUGAUGAAGAAACGAAGCCAAAAGUUCUGGUUAAUACCUUUGAUGCUUUGGAACCUGAGGCUUUAAAAGCGAUUGAUAAGUACAAUUUGGUUGGUAUUGGGCCCUUGAUGCCGUCUGCUUUCUUGGAUGGAAAUGAUCACUCCGAUUCUUCAUUCGGAGGUGAUCUUUUCAAGGGCACAAGCGACUAUAUCCAGUGGCUGGACUCAAUGCCAAAAAGUUCAGUUAUUUAUGUAUCGUUUGAAAGCAUUUUUAUGUUGACAAAACAACAAAUAGAGGAAAUUGCAAACGGGUUACUAGCCACUGGCUAUCCUUUUUUGUGGUUGAUAAGAAGGGCUGGAGAGAAAGAAGAGAAACUGAGUCGUAUCGAAGAAUUGAAAAAGCAAGGGAUGAUAGUGCCAUGGUGUUGGCAAGUUGAGGUUCUUUCUCAUCCAUCGGUAGGGUGUUUCUUAACUCACUGUAGAUGGAAUUCGGCCUUUGAAAGCUUGGUUUCUGGGGUGCCAAUGGUGACGUUUCUGCAGUUGACAGAUCAAGGUACUAAUGCGAAGCUUGUGGAAGAUUUGUGGAAGAUUGGGGUAAGGGUGACUAGGAAUCCUGAAGAAGGAAUUGUCGUCGAAGGGCACGAGAUUAAAAGGUGCUUGGAAUUGAUGAUGGAAGGUGGAGAGAAAGGGGAGGAAUUGAGAAAGAAUGGCAAGAAAUGGAAGUAUUUGGCAAGGGAAGCUGCCAAGGAAGAUGGGUCUUCAGUCAAGAACCUUGAGGCUUUCGUACAUGAGCUUCGAAAAAGCUACUGAGUUGACCUUUCCUGCUUAGUUAAUUUACUGGCUAAAGAAAUUUGAGGAAUCAAUUUAUUUUGGCGGGUUCGCUUUUGUCGUUUGAAAUGUAUUUGCAACUACCGGUCUGUGAAUGUGAUUACCACUUCGAAACUGUGAAUAAGCUAUACUUAAGAAUAUGUAAGAGGUGGUUGUAUGUCAUUAUCUUUUCACAAUUACACUGUAUACUUUAUUAAGUACUACAU
Molecule: messenger RNA, 1999 nt
Organism: Theobroma umbraticum
Lineage: Eukaryota; Viridiplantae; Streptophyta; Magnoliopsida; Malvales; Malvaceae
Source: RefSeq, a predicted model, not a curated record